AUAAAAUCAAUGCCUUCCAGAAUUUUCGCAAAUCCGUUUUGGUUUGGUGGCGAUCAGAAUAAAACGUUUUGCCACUCUUCUACCUGCGGUAGCUUUAUCUGCACCGCAGUCGAGGCAAAACUUUAUUCUGAUGCCCGUAGAGUUUGUGCACACCUGAACUGACCAUGAAUCGAUAUUUGCUCUUUGUGGGUUUAGCAGUUUUAUUCCUUCUUACUGGCCCGUUAAGAUCCCAUGGCAAAGAGGAUGACAUAGAUGAUGAGGAAGGUGCAAAUCCCAAAGUUCAGUCGAACGUGGGAAAAGGCAAGCAAGGCUCUCGGACCGACGAUGAAGUUGUUGCAAGAGAAGAAGAAGCAAUUAAAAUCGAUGGACUAAAUGUUGCUCAAAUGAAAGAAAUGCGGGAUCGGGCCGAAAAACAUGUCUUCCAGGCCGAAGUGGACCGAAUGAUGAAACUUAUUAUCAAUUCUUUGUACAAGAAUAAAGAGAUAUUCUUAAGAGAAUUGAUUUCCAAUGCCUCGGACGCUCUCGAUAAGAUUCGUAUAAUUUCGCUGACGGACAAGAGCGCAUUGGAUGCCACGCCCGAAUUGUCAGUGCGCGUGAAGGCGGAUAAGGAAAAUCAUGUCUUACACAUUACCGAUACCGGUGUAGGAAUGACUAAGGACGAGCUUAUUAAAAACUUGGGAACCAUCGCGCGAUCAGGAACAAACGAAUUCUUCCAAAAAUUGUCACAGAGUUCUGCUACGGAGGCUGGCGAACUCAUUGGACAAUUUGGGGUGGGCUUCUAUUCCGCAUUCCUUGUGGCGGAUCGAGUGGUUGUCACGUCGAAGAGUAACAGCGAUAAGCAGUACAUUUGGGAAUCCGACGCAGCCAGUUUCAGUAUUGCGGAAGAUCCUCGCGGUGAUUCUCUUAAACGUGGAACGACCGUCAGCCUGCACUUAAAGGAAGAAGCAUACGAUUUCCUGGAAGAGAACACUAUUAAGGAACUAGUCAAGAAGUAUAGCCAGUUUAUUAAUUUCCCCAUCCAUCUGUGGGGCAGCAAGACUGAAACCGUAGAAGAACCGGCAGAAGACGAUGAAUCUUCAACCACGGAGGCCCCAAAGACGGAGGAGGACGAAGAAGCAAAGGUUGAAGAGGCACCAAAAGACGACGAUAAAAAGAAGACAAAAAAAGUUGAGAAGACUAUCUGGGAUUGGAUCCUCAUGAAUGAGCUUAAACCUAUCUGGACAAGGAAACCGGCAGAUGUCAGCGAUAAAGAGUAUUUUGAAUUCUACAAAUCGUUUACUAAGGAUUACGAAGAGCCAAUGGCAAAAAUCCACUUCACCGCUGAAGGCGAGGUUUCCUUCAAGUCUAUUUUAUAUAUUCCGAAAAAGGCGCCCACUGAUGCAUUCCAGAAGUACGGUACCAAGACUGAAAAUAUUAAGUUGUACGUUCGUCGCGUAUUCAUUACCGAUGAUCUCCAAGAUAUCAUUCCCAAAUACCUGAAUUUCAUUCGUGGCGUUGUUGAUUCGGAUGACCUUCCACUGAACGUUUCACGUGAAACUCUACAACAGAACAAAUUGAUUAAACUGAUCAGGAAGAAGAUUGUUAGGAAAGUUCUAGAUAUGAUUAAGAAGCUCGAAAAGGAGGAUGCGGAAAAAUUCUGGACCGAAUACAGCACAAAUCUUAAAUUAGGUGUGAUCGAAGAUUCUGCUAACCGCAGCCGCUUGGCAAAAUUGCUCAAAUUCCAGUCUUCAAACGGUUCGGAACUUGUUCAGCUGCCGGAAUAUGUUACUCGUAUGAAACCCAAACAAGAACACAUUUAUUACAUGGCUGCUGCUUCUCGCGUUGAAGCAGAAAAAUCCCCUUUUGUUGAAAGAUUGCUGCAGCGAGGUUAUGAGGUCUUAUAUCUGACUGACCCGGUGGAUGAAUACUGCAUGCAGUCUCUACCUGAAUUUGAAGGAAAGAAAUUCCAGAACGCUGCGAAAGAGGGUUUGAAUUUGGGCGAUUCGGAUAAAGCCGAGAAACGCGUUGAAGAGUUAACGAAACAGUUUGAGCCACUUACAAACUGGCUGCAAGAUAAGGUCUUGAAGGAAAAGAUUGACAAAGCUACCAUCUCGCAACGGUUGACCCAGUCGCCAUGCGCGCUGGUGGCCAAGUCAUACGGAUGGACAGGAAAUAUGGAAAGAAUUAUGCGCGCUCAGGCUUAUGCUAAAUCUAAGGAUCCUAUGCAAGAAUUUUAUGCCACUCAAAAACGCACAAUGGAGAUCAAUCCAGGUCAUCCCAUUAUUAAAGAUAUGCUGCGGCGAGUCGAGGAAAACGAAGAUGACGAUAUUGCCAAAGACCUCGCAGUAGUCUUAUAUGAAACUUCGGCAAUCCGAUCGGGUUUCCAAGUGCCUGAUACUGCUGGAUACUUUGACCGCGUAGAAAAGAUGCUGAGACUGGGUUUGAAUAUUUCUCCUGAAGAGAAAAUAGAAGAGUUCGAAGAAUUUUCCUCUGACAGCACUGACGCUGAUAGUCCGGCGAAGGAUGCUGAUGAGGACAAAGAAGUCGAAGAAGAUGCAGAGUCGCCAGUUAAAGAUGAGCUCUGAUCGAGUUUUUUAUUGUUGUGAAUCGGACUCCGUAUCCGUUUCGUGAUGCACCCUUGGUUUUGUGAAAGCCAUUCUCAUUUCUCUUUCCGUUGUUUUUUUAUUUAUCACGCAUUGUAUAUCGUCAGAUUCGUGCAUAUAGAUUGUUGCUGAUACAGGUGUUGUUUUCUCUAAAAUUUUAAUGUAGAUAAGGUGACUUGCCAGUGAAAUAAGUACAUGCAAUAAUUAUGGUGCCUCAAAACAAAAACUUCAUUCAUAGCAACA
Paramacrobiotus metropolitanus is the source of this 2825-nucleotide messenger RNA. Its product is annotated as endoplasmin-like. Gene Ontology annotation, molecular function: ATP hydrolysis activity; ATP-dependent protein folding chaperone; ATP binding. The record is from RefSeq and is a predicted model, not a curated record. The transcript is spliced from 13 exons. Gene Ontology annotation, biological process: protein folding. The coding region runs from base 165 to 2564 and encodes 799 amino acids. NCBI's taxonomy places the organism in Eukaryota, Metazoa, Tardigrada, Eutardigrada, Parachela, Macrobiotidae.